GUAAGUCGUUGACGUGCUGACGUCCAUCCAGUAGUCCUGUAAACACGGGACGUGUUCUGCAAGCAGUUGCUGCAUUUUCAGCAGCUUUCGCGGCCAAUUAACCGUCUUUCCGUCCGGUGUGAGUUGCAGGAACGGCGUAGAGGGACCCAGGGACCGGGGGGAGCACGACCAAACCCCGGAAAGGUCUGAAGCAGAAUGAACAUUGGUUCAAAAACUAAGAAGAGGGUGGUUCUGCCCAGUCGCCCCGAGCCGCCCACUGUGGACCAGAUCCUGGAGGACAUGAACGGAGCCGCUCCCAACGACCCGGUCUUCAGCAUUCUGCAGAAGACUGGUCAAGAUCCGAACCGGCCCUCAAACAGCGACGUGGACUUUCGCUUCCAGCAGUGUCAGAAGUAUCUGGAGCUGAAUGAGCGGCUGCAGGAGGCGCGAGGUCGCCUGUUGCGACAGAGGGAGGAGCUGCGAGUGGCGGGCGAGCAGCUGCAAAGGGACAUGGAAGACGUCAAAGGUCAAACACUCUGACCUUCCACUGCUUUCUGUCAGUGUUCUGGACUCUUUUCUAUCGGACUGAUGUCAGCUGAAUCGUGUUCAUGGUGUCCUGGAACCAGACAUGGGGGGAGGCAGCUCCUGACCUCUCGCCUCACACCAGAAAGGUGUUUUUGUGUGUGAUGUGUUUUGUGUCACCGGCAUGAACGGAAACGUGUACGCAGCUGCAGCUUUCUUCAUCAUUAUUAAUCCAUGUAGCAAUUCACUUCAAUGAAUCUUAUGUCACAUUGACAAGUUACCAGAAUAUGAAAUAAUGUUUCAUUUGCAUUUUCUCAGUAAAGACGCAUUAUUCUUUCUAACUCUUUAUGUUUGAGAAUCGAGGGCCAUCAUAAUUGUCACAACAGUAGAUUUAUGUAUUAACAGUUCACAUGCUGGAAUGACAAAUGAUUAAGAUGGGUUCAGGCUGAAUGUGAAGUCAAUAUUCACUCGAUUUAAUUUGUUCUUUACAAUUGUAUGCAUCGCCUUCCUCUUGGCUUUCCUUCUUAUUACAAGGCAUAAGACUCGUCUUCAUGUUGGCCUACCCUGCAGAGGUUAUCGGCCUCGUCUCAGACGAAGCGUGAUUGCUCAACGAACACAAAAGAUAAUAUAAAGAUAAUGUAGUCAACCAAUAAUUAUAUAAUUAACACACACAGCAUAUGUGACAAUAAAAUAAGUGAAUAAAGAGGACUCAUCUGUU
Molecule: messenger RNA, 1219 nt
Organism: Gasterosteus aculeatus aculeatus (three-spined stickleback)
Lineage: Eukaryota; Metazoa; Chordata; Actinopteri; Perciformes; Gasterosteidae
Gene: c8h19orf25
Product: chromosome 8 C19orf25 homolog
Source: RefSeq, a predicted model, not a curated record